AAAAUGUUUAACGUGUUUUUCUCCUCCUCAGCCUCCUCCGUCCUACGAGGAGGUGAUCAGGGAGAAGACACAGGAGCAGGUCCUCCGUCCUCCUCCGUCCUCCUCAUCCUCAUCACGUCCAGCCUCUAUAACCAUCGCCACGCAGACCGACCCCGGAUCGGCGCCCGACCCCCAAGACGCCAGCGUGAGAAGACCAGUGAGACCACCACGGCCGCCUCACCCUCGCAGACCGUCUCACGUCGACGACGUCGCCACCACAGCCAGCCAAUCAGCAGUCGCCUCCCUGAACGGUGACGGCGCUCACACGCCGUGCUGCGACCUCCUGUCUGACCUCUGCCCUCCUUUGACCUCGACCUCCGGCGCUCAGACUGACUCAUGGGAUCAGUCUGUUCUUGCUGUUGACGUGGCGACUCCUUCCAGCGCUCCCUCCCAGCGUCCCAGGCCACGCCCCCGCUCCAGGCUCAGCGCGCCGCCGCCGAUCACCAGCGACGUCAAAGUUCAGACGUUGGUGAAGCUGAGCGAGGACGGUUUGGCCACGCUAGCUGCCCGCGCGAGAAGUGACGGCGGCGUGAGUCAGGGGAAGUACCUUCAGGAGCUGCUCGAGGCCUUCAGCUCCGACGACUGGGGCUUCCCCGAUCGCCGCAGCGACAGCAGCGAGCACAGCCAAUCAGAGAGCGAGGACGAGGACGAGGACAUGGCGACCCUGAAAGCGAGGAUACAAGCCUUCGAGCAGCAGCAGCAGCAGGUGGCUGAUGGGAGCUGUGGCGACAGAGACUUUGUGGUGGCAAAGAAACCAGAACCAAGGCCACGCCCCCGUCUCCAGGGGCAACCAGCCAAAUCCGCCCCCCCUACCGUCGCCCCGAAACCAAAAAACUUUUCCCCUAAACCCUCCAGCAAGGUAUUCUGGGAGGAUGACGGGCUGACAGCAGGCGGUGCCGAAACUUCUGCAGACUUAAACCCUCAAACUGAAACCCCGAAACCUGCUGCAGCUCCGGGACCCCCCAAAAACACAGAAAAACCCGCAGUGUCCCCUAAACCGCAGUCUGCUUCAGACCCCCUCCUGUCCGCCCCUGUCCCGGCUCCGAGGCCACCUCCGCCCAAACUCACCCCGUCUGUCGGUGAGACUCCUCCCACAGCCAAAGCUCCGCCCAGACCGCCAGUCGCCCCAAGGACCAGCGUCGGAGCUCCGCCCCAGGACAGGAGCGCCCCGACUCUGCCGCCGAGGCCGUCUGUGGAGGUCAGCGGCGAGGCUCAGAAACAGAUGGCAGGCGGCGAGGAGACGCCGGACGCUGCGAAACAAAGUGGUGAGUGUUCGUCUUUAAAG
Molecule: messenger RNA, 1324 nt
Organism: Plectropomus leopardus (leopard coralgrouper)
Lineage: Eukaryota; Metazoa; Chordata; Actinopteri; Perciformes; Serranidae
Source: RefSeq, a predicted model, not a curated record